GCCAAUUCCAGCCGGACCACCACCAAGACACAGGCAGAGUCAGGGCGUCUGCACCCUUUGAAAAUGUUCUCCCGAUCAGCACUGGCAAGGGCAUUUGCUCUUCCUCUCGAGCAAGCAGCUCGCCCUUCUCUCACAACCAGCACUACCUUCCGGGCCUGUCUUCACCAAGCAACAACGACAACAUCGUCAUCCAACACGCACCUCGACGAACCAUUGAGCGCUGCCCCUCGAGCUCAAUCCUCAACUCCCAUCCCACAACAAACCCAAACCACAGCCGCUACUACACGAACCCCCUUAACCCGCGCCGACGUGCCACCUUCCAAACAACCCAUCGCCCCAACCUUCACCAAGCCCCUAACCGUGACAAAAUCCCUCCUCGAGACACUGCCGCAUCUCACCAACCAGAAGCCCCACUACAUAUCCGCGCACCUGCAUGACCGGCCGUACCUCAUAACGGAAGGAGACCACCUGCGCCUACCCUUCCUUAUGCCGAACGUGCAAGCCGGCGAUGUUCUGCGCCUUAACCGCGCGUCUAUCCUGGGUUCCCGCGAUUUCACACUUAAGGGGGCGCCUUAUGUCGAUGAGCGACUGUUCGAGUGCCGGGUGCGGGUUAUGGGCGUUGACUCGGAGCCGCUGCGGGUGAAGGAAAAGACGAAGAGGAGACGGAGGCACGUGCAGAAGGUCACCAGUAAGCACCGGUAUACGCUGCUGAGGGUGAUGGAGGUGAAGGUUAAGUCUGUGGAGGAGUUGCAGAAGGAGGGGGAGAUUGUUGUUGAGGACAAGGAGUAAGAUUAUAUCUGGACUCUGGUUAUUUGUGGCUUAGGGCUACUAUGUACAGAUAGAUUUUGAUACUACGUGCAUUGUAUUGUAUUUUAUGUUGCUAUUGCAAUGGGAAUGUUUAAAUUACCCUUCACACAAUAAAUUGUUCCGAGAC
Aspergillus versicolor CBS 583.65 is the source of this 934-nucleotide messenger RNA. Its product is annotated as mitochondrial 54S ribosomal protein bL21m. The coding region runs from base 64 to 789 and encodes 241 amino acids. The transcript has a single exon. Gene Ontology annotation, cellular component: ribosome; mitochondrial large ribosomal subunit. NCBI's taxonomy places the organism in Eukaryota, Fungi, Ascomycota, Eurotiomycetes, Eurotiales, Aspergillaceae. The record is from RefSeq and is a predicted model, not a curated record. Gene Ontology annotation, molecular function: structural constituent of ribosome.